GUUUGUCAAUAAUUUGCAUAAUUAUGUGCCACUUCCUGUUGCUAUAGUUACAGCAAGUCAAAACACGACGACGUCAUGCCAUAGCUUUUCUUUUGCCUACAGUUCAGUCGCCCACAGGUAGUAUCCAAAAUGUCAGCAGCUCCUGAUCGGAGGGUAAUAUUUGGCAGCUGUCAGGAGAGGAGACUCUUUCCUCUUAAUUACGCACCAGACCGGCUGGGAAACCAAAUGACACGAGAGGAAGCGCCACAUGUCGGCCCUGGCUGCUAUGACAACCACGAGUUUGGCACCAUAGUUUAUGACUUACAGAGGACUCCGGGGAGUAAGAAAGGAUAUGGUCUCUCUGCGAGGACUGCAGCUCGCUUUCCCCAAGGUAGCAAGACAGCAACCCCUUCCCCACAGCAGUACCAGCAGGAUCAAAGCCAGUCCAGAGUCCCCCCUCCUGCGAAAACACCUUUUAACUCAACCACACAGAGGUUCAGAAGCAAGUCAUGUAUAACUGAGGACAGCCCAGGCCCGGGGACAUACACUCAUGAUGCAGUGACAAACAGGAAAGUGAGUUGGCCAAUGUGCUUUGGGAGGCCAGACUGGUCCAGACUGCCUCAGCUGGAGAAGAAGUCACUCAGGGUGAAGCUACACAGUGAAAAGGAGUUCCUGAAGCACAGGAGCAGAGUGGCUUACCUGAGUUUGUACUAUUAACUCUAAAGCUGAUGGACAAAAACCCAUCAUGACACUGAUGGUGCCUUUAUCAUAUUUUCCUGAACUUCUGCCGUCAAUAAAACAACAAAAACAUUUCGGUUGUAAUAAAAAGAAAAAAAA
Messenger RNA from Micropterus salmoides (largemouth bass), 816 nucleotides. RefSeq names its product protein pitchfork-like. Gene Ontology annotation, cellular component: ciliary basal body. Lineage: Eukaryota; Metazoa; Chordata; Actinopteri; Centrarchiformes; Centrarchidae. The record is from RefSeq and is a predicted model, not a curated record. Gene Ontology annotation, biological process: regulation of cell projection organization. The coding region runs from base 130 to 696 and encodes 188 amino acids. The transcript is spliced from 5 exons. Gene Ontology annotation, molecular function: cytoskeletal protein binding.